This is a messenger RNA of Neltuma alba, 1885 nucleotides long. RefSeq lists its product as uncharacterized. Bases 226 to 1383 code for a protein of 385 amino acids. The record is from RefSeq and is a predicted model, not a curated record. Gene Ontology annotation, molecular function: oxidoreductase activity, acting on paired donors, with incorporation or reduction of molecular oxygen; iron ion binding; L-ascorbic acid binding. The transcript has 9 exons. NCBI's taxonomy places the organism in Eukaryota, Viridiplantae, Streptophyta, Magnoliopsida, Fabales, Fabaceae.
UGGGACUCCUCUCUUCCUCUGUGGAGCGCCACCUCCGCUCCAGCGAAAUCCACAUGACCCGGACCUUGCAAGUUCAACCCUAGCCAAGCCAUAGCCUGAACCUGCCUCAUCCCCCUUCCAAUUUAUCUUCGUUCUUCUUCAAACAUUCGAUCUUUUUUCCCUUAAUGUUCCCAUAGCCUUUCUCUCUCUCCCCAGGUCAUCGUUUCUCGGCUUCUUUCAGAAACCAUGUCUCAAAAUGGUUCCUGGGAUCGAAGACACCAACCUCGCGCUACCAGUGACGGCAAGGCAGACAACUUUGUAAACCCUAGUUUGGCCUCACUAUCUGAUUCGCGUAAGCUCUGUGCUAGUCCCAGAAUGGAUCACAAGCCCGAGAGUUAUGAUGACCUCCAAUUGGAAUUCAGCCCUCUUCUCUUCAGCUCCCUCGAGCAGUAUUUGCCUCCUCACAUGCUGAACGCACCACGUGACGCCAAGGUCCAUUACAUGAAGAACAUCCUAUUCCGGUAUUUGCCAGAAAGUGAACGCGCUCGGAUUCAAAGGCACAAGGAAUACAGGCAAAAGAUCAUAUUGAAUUAUCCACCGCUGCAUAAGGAGAUAUAUACUAUGCAUGCAGAAAACUUUUUCACACCAUCAUUCCUCAAAGCAGUUAGAGAUAAUGCAGAAGAGAGUUUUAGAAGUGUAAUAGAUGAACCAUCUGCAGGAAUUUAUACAUUUGAAAUGCUUCAGCCACAAUUUUGUGAAAUGUUGGUAUCUGAGGUGGAUCAUUUUGAGAGAUGGGUCCAUGAGACCAAAUUCAGAAUCAUGCGGCCUAACACAAUGAACCAAUAUGGCGCGGUGCUUGAUGAUCUUGGCAUGGAAACCAUGCUUGACAGAUUAAUGAAUGAUUACAUUAUUCCUCUAGCUCGAGUUUUCUUCGCUAGAGUUGGUGGAUCCUCGCUGGACUCUCAUCAUGGUUUUGUUGUGGAAUAUGGAAUGCAUAGAGAUGUUGAACUUGGCUUCCAUGUGGAUGAUUCAGAAGUCACUCUGAAUAUUUGCUUGGGAAAACAAUUUACAGGUGGAGAACUUUUCUUUCGGGGUGUCCGUUGUGAUGAACAUGUGAACACAGAGACCCAGCCAGAGGAAAUCUAUGAUUAUUGCCAUGUUCCUGGACGAGCAGUAUUUCAUAAUGGUCGUCAUCGGCAUGGUGCUCGAGCUACAACAUCUGGACAGCGAAUCAGUUUAAUUAUAUGGUGUAGAAGUUCAAUUUUUAGAGAGAUGAAGAAAUAUCUAAAAGAUUUUUCUAGCUGGUGUGGAGAAUGCAGACGCAAGAAAAAAGAGAGAGAACGCCUCUCAGUUGCUGCCACCAAACAGGAAUUACUGAAGAGGGAAGUUAAAUCCAUCUCCUGAACUCAUGCAUAUCCACAUCAUGGUUCUAAAUUUGCUGAUCACCCAAAUGUCAGCUCGAUGAUGUAGCUUUCUUCCCUCUACUUUUGUCUUUUUUAAUAGUUGUUGUAAUGCAGUGAAGGGUGUCCCAGGGUAGUGAUGUAUAGAUCAGCUGAAGUCCAUGUGAAAAAGAAUGGCCUGAAUCCUUUGAAUUCAAAAAAUGAAUAUAGAGGGUGCCGCCAUAUAGAGAGAAGGGGAAAUUGAAUGUUAGGCUUUGUACCUAAUGAUAUGUGGAUCCUGUACACAAGUAUGUUAUUUUUUUGUUUCGCUCUCUUUCUGGAUGUAUUUCUCUGCAUUCGUUUUUUGUGAUUGUAAGCAAAUAUCACCUUCCCCUCACACCAAGGUUUACCAGCUGAGCAUGUUGAUGCUGGUCUUUUGUAACUGGGUAGUGCAACGUGUGACAAGUGUUGUUCUUAUUCUAUAAAUAAUAAAGAGUAAUGUGAUUUGGCUUUUUAGUUGAGGGCAA